AUGUCGCGCAUUGACGUGCACCAGGACGACAAAGGGCUUGCAGCAUGUUGGGCUGGGGCGAACCUCAAGGCUGACUGGACGGCCGCCUACACGAAGGACAACCGCAUCGCGGAAGCGCGGUUCAAGAGCGCUUAUGAAGCAGGCCAACAGGCCCUUAAGCAUGUGGCUCAAUCGGCCCCGAAGACUGAGGACCUUGAUGAGGCUCUCCCUGACAGCACAGUGCAGCAGUUGAACACGGAUUGGACGCGUCGCUACAACUUGCAGUUUGACUCCGUGCUUGAGCCCUCCGAGCAGCUUCGAGCCCGCGUCUAUCGUGAGUUCAAGAAGGGCACCAUGACGGUUGUCGACAUGAAGAAGGUCCGAUCGGUGCUCACCAUGGCCCAACCGAAGCACAGUGACUCGAUCGCUUUGCCUGGCGGUCUGCAACUGCAGCUGGAGAAGGAGGUCUCUGUGAGCCUCCGCUCAGUGACAGACUACUACUUUGCCAUGCGGGUGUUGGCUCAUGCGUGGGGCUGGGCUGGGAACUACUUGGUGCAGGUGGACAAACAGAGCGUCCUCUUCAUGGAUCUGUCCUGCGCCUUGCACUACUGCGACAGGGCCCUCAAGGACACCAUGGAAUUCGGUGGAGGCAGCCUGCUUUGGUUGCAACGCAACGACUCCCUGACCAGGGGAAAAAUGGCCACUUACGUCAGGCGUGGCCAGCCUGGGCAAUGGGCUUUGGACAGCGCCUUGCGUGACACACACCUCGAAUGGCGGUCGCCUGCCGUGCAGCCCUUAGCUGAGGUUCCUGAGUCAAAGCAGGGCAAGAGGCCCCCUGAACCACCAGCGCCGACCACUGACCGGAAGAGACAGGUCAAGGGCGACUCCUUUCGCACGGUGAGCCAAAUCAAAGGAGGCCAAAAGAUCUGCAAACCUUGGAAUGAUGGCAGGGGAUGCACUGACCCGAAGUGCCAAGCCUUGCACUGCUGCGAUGUGCGCAUGGAUGAAGGGGGCCCGUGCUUGAGCAAGAAGCACACGAGGCUCGAGCAUCACGCUGGGAUGAUGGCCCCCUCGGAGCCACAGCCCCAGGACCAGCCCCCUGCUGAGUCCUGGGAGCCGCACCGAACAGUUUUGUUGCAUGAUGAGCCGGGGACAACCUCGGCAGUUUUGCCGGCUGAGCUGAGCCAGCGCUUGCAUGGGGCCAAGCCAGUCACUUGGCGUGGUCGGGGCGAUUUGGCCCAAGUGCCUUGGACCUCGCCACCUCGUGGCACUUGGCUGGUCCUGGACUUGUGGGCCGGAUAUUCAGGUUUGUGUGUGGCUUUGUUGCAACUGGGCAUGCACUUCUUUGCAGCGGCAGCUGAGUGUGACGCUGAUGCCCGCCGAGUAGCUCAUGAGAAUAUGCCCAACAUUGUCCACGUGGAGCGGGUUGAAGCCCUCACUGCCCAAGCCUUUCAGCCAAUCCUACAACGCCGCAACAUACGUGGCGUCCUGAUGGGUGGGGGCAGCCCUUACCAAGGUAACUCAUCUCUGAAUGUGGGCCGGAAAGGGCUGGAUGAUCCCAGGAGUUGCCAACCUUUGGAGCUGAGGCGACUCCGAGACGAAUUUUUGGCCCUCCCCGAGAUGGUGGAUCGAGAGCUUGUGGUGUUUUUGGAAAACGUUGGCAGCAUGCCUUCAGAUGUCAGGAGGGCGUGCAGCUCAUGGCUUGGUGGUGACCCUAUCUUGAUUGAUAGCGCCACUUGUGGAUGGGUGCAACGCCGUCGCCUGUACUGGUUGGUUUCUACGAGCAGAUCCAUCGCCCCGUGCCUCGCACCGCCGGCUUGUUGGGACUGGGUCCCACAAGAUAGUGGAGUGCCUUCAUUGGCCUACGUGGGCGAGAAACCACUCCCCAACAAAUCUGCAGCGGUGGAACGCUUCCUUUCCGAUGCCCGGCGGUUUCCUCCCUCGGCGUAUGAGGAGCGCUCCUUGUUGUGGAAGGACCAGCAGUGGCGGCAACCAUUGCCAUCUGAACGUGCCCAAAUGAUGGGCGUUCCCCCAGGUAGUUUUGAUUCUGUGCCUGGUGAUGCACCAUUGAAACGACAGGGACAGAACAGCCUCAUUGGCAAUGGCUUUCAUGUCUUCUCUGUGCUGGCCGUCCUGUGCUUCCUCCCUCAGCUGCUUGAGGCCAAGGUCGUGCCACACCUGUCGCCUGCCGAUGAAUUGUCCCUCCAUGAACGAGUGCAGAACACGGUCUGGGAGCCCGGCCGCUUACGGCACUUUCCCCAGCUGGUGUCGGCCUCUGAUGUUGCCAACGAGCUACCAGGUUACAUGGCAUGGUGCAAGCUUCGAGGCCUGCCGGUGGAUGACAUGGGCCCCCAGCACAUGACUCGGAUGGAUGGGGCCAGAGUUUACAGUGGCUUGACUGGCCAGCGGCAUGCUGGCCAGCGGCAUGCGGCCGAUUCAUCCAAAGGUUUGGAUCACCUUUUGGUCCCUGGCCUGGGCAAGCUGGGUCACAUGGAAGCUUCCUCCCAGCUGCCCUCGCCCUUUCAACCGACCGAUUGGCCCGAGCAGGACGUGAUGUUUGUGGUCGACGCUAUUUGUGUCUGGCGACAGUACCUCCCAGCAUAUGCCAGGCGCUUGCGACAGGUGUUGAAGUCCGUCGCUCUGGCUCUCAGUCCUUUCGAGGAUGCGCUCGCCCAGUGGCGCUCUGAGAGUGCUCGCCGGGUCGCAGCGACGAAACGUCCUGCUUUCAUCGCGGCGCUGACCAUACUGCUGCGCUGGCCUGACCUGACUCAAGGCCAGUGUUUGGUGACUGGUUACCCUAUUGUGGGGGAGAUCGAACCAUCUGGCCUGUUCCGGCCUAUUGCAGCUAAGGAAGUCGAGCCGCUGGACCAAUGGCUUGUUGAUGCUGGCGCCAUUGUGGAUGCGUUGGUGCAGAGCAGGCCCCCUCGGCAUGCUGCGGACAUCCUUGAGCAGACCCUGGCUGAACAGCAGAAGGGCUUCUGUUCUCCCUUAUAUACGCGAGCUGCCAUGGACCGCAUGUUCGGCCCGAAUGCCUGGAGGCCGUUGGAACGCUUUCAGAUCGUUCAGGCUGACAACAAGAAGAGGAUGAUUGACAAUGGCAGGCGAACUCACCACAAUGCCCAUACAAGUAUGCAGGAGACUAUCUUCACUGUCAGCAUUGAUUUUGUGGCUGCCGUGGCCGCCUCCUUGUGCAAGCGCCUCACAACGCAUACCUCCACCGGCAACGUGCCGGACUGGCUCCGACUCCGUUUGGGGACAGAUGACCUUCCUGACGCUUACAGGGGCCUACCAGUGUGCGAGCCGCACCAGCGCUUCUCCAUCGUGGCCAUUUUCGUCCCGGACUGUGGCUGGAGGUUUACAGUGCUCUGGGGCCUUGCAUUUGGCCUUGAGAGUGCGGUUGUCUCUUUCAACCGUUUCCCUCAACUUGGCAUCGCCAUAGCCAGGCGCUGUGUGCUCAGUAUGGGAGCAGCCUAUUUCGACGAUGAGCUUGCCUUGGAAGCUGUUGCAGACGCUGAUGUUUCUCAAGUUGGCCUACGGCUCGUGUUCCAACUUAUGGGUGCCCCUCCUCAGCCGGAGAAAGGCUUCAAACCGACACCCAAUCGCCAUUACUUGGGCACCUCCGUUCACACAGGUGAUGUCAAUGAUCGAGGUGUGGUUCGGGUUCAACCCAAAGCCACUACUGUCAGCAAGGUCUUAGCCAAAUUAGAUCAAAUUUUGAGUUCUGGCCAGCUCUCGCGCGAUGAUGCUGGCAAACUUCGGGGUGACGUCACCUGGCUGUUCACUAUGUGUUCAGGUCAUCUAGGCAAGCUUGCUGGGCCGGCGCUGACUGCCCACCAAUUCGGUGACAGCUCGCUUCUCCAACCUGAUGAGCGACGCCAGCUUGAAGUCCUUCGUUUGGCAGUGCUUAGCUCCAAGCCCCGUGACAUUCCAGUUCACUUUCAAUGUGCCCAGGUGACACGAGAGACGCUAGCAGCUGUGGUGGUCCCGGCGCUGUGUCCCACAGUUCUCUGCAAUGCAGAUGUCCUGUGGUUCUUUGACAACGAAUCCGCUGUCAGCGCUUUGAUCCGCGCUUCUACGGCCGAACCCGAUGUCCUGAUCCUGGUCCAGCAAGCUCACCUUCAGUUCAAUGACCUUCGAAUGAGGACCUGGAUUGAAUGGAUUGACUCGGCCUCUAAUCCCGCUGACGGCUUGUCGAGGUACAUCGAUGCCAAAGAGCUCGAACUGAUUCUGCGCAAAGGCGCUUCCAUGACUUCACUGGUGUUAAGUGUCAAACUUCGUUCAGACCAAUUCGCUUGUCUAUUGGAAUUGGAUGGCUGUAAGACUGAUGAGAAGUCCCUGCUGGAAAAUCGCCUGGUUCGGAACUUGACAGACCGGGCAUGGGAGUGUGUCCUCGACAUAGACCGUGAAGCUCUGCGAAAGGCUGACGGGGUUGAGUACCUCCUGAAAUUCCUCAAGGAACGUAGGGGUAAGCAAGAAGUGGACCUCUUAGGUGAUUCCUUGCAGCAGUACUUCCAAAAUCCUGAUUGCUUCCGAAAGGAAGGCGAAAAUCUGAAUGAUUUCGAACAAAGGCAUGGGGCCUACAUCCGUGACAUCACCAAGGCAAUGGUGGAAAAUGGUUGCACAAACACUGUUCCUUCUGAGAUCUAUGGUUGGUUUGCCAUUAACAAGUUGUUUCGCUUAGAUGCUACAGACAUCGCCAUGGUAAAGGCUCAGACGGCCUCGUACAAACUGGAUGAUGUGUUGAUAGCAAUGCGGAAGAUGUGGGGUGGCGACAGCCUUAGCAAGCGUGACGCUGAGAAAAGGAAGGGACCUAGCGCAACCAAGACUUUUGUUGCUACUGCUGAAUCAUCAUGGACAGAUGAGCCCUAUGAGGAUCAUGAGACAGCUUGGAUGAACACACAGGAUGGUGAGCCCAAUGACUCCGAAGAUGAUCUGGAGGAAAGUCAGGUUUGGUUUGACCAGGCAUCGACCGCCCUGGCUGAUCAGCCAACAGACCCUGCAGUCCUGGCCAAUUUCCAGGAAGCUCGCAAGAACUUCUACAAGGAGGCUCGACGGGCACUGGACAAACACAGGGUUGCUCGUGGGUUUUAUCCAUCGGGAAAAGGAAAAGGAAAAGAAGGGGCCAACAAAGGGUUUCAAGGCCGCUGCAUGAGAUGUGGGAAGAUCGGUCACAAAGCGAUGCAGUGUAAGCAAAGCCUAUCCUCCAGUGCGGUGUCCCCCGGACCAUCCGGUGGAAAGGGUGCGGAUGCCGGACGCGUUGGAUUUGUUUUUGCUCAGACUGCCGCUGACGACCAUUGGAUUGCAGAUAGGGUGACAUGGGCUUCAACAGAUGAGAUCUAUCCUCUUCAUGAACCAAACUUUGCAGCUCUCACUGAUGAGAUCAACACGAAGGCAAUUUUGGAUUGUGGGGCUAGUGAGUCCAUCAUUGGAGCCUUUACUCUGCAAACCUUGUAUGAUCAAUAUGUGGCACAUGGUCUGGACCCCGAUCUUGAAAUCAGCAUUGACCGCAUGCACCGUCGGUCAUUCGUGUUUGGCAACAAUGAGACAUCGCAAGCUCUAGGUUAUGCUGUGAUCACUGCCGGAAUUGCGGGACAUAAUCUCCGGAUUCCCGUGCACGUCGUCGAAGGUCAGACACCGAUGCUGUUGAGUUCAAGAUGGUUGGAAGAACAUGAAGCUGUCAUCAAUUUUCGAACUGGUGAAGCCUCCUUCAAGUUUCUGGGAGAUGAAAAUCUGAAGUUGGAACGUGCAAGUACCAACCAUCUUCUGUUGCCCAUGACCUCUUUUGAUCCUCAAAGUGUUUCCAAUGAUGUUGCUGUUCCUGAGAACAAUGGAAAUGGUAGUGAGUCGCACUGCGAAGCCUUUGCGACUCAGGAUCAGGUGCAGAAUCUGAUUGAAAAGCAAAAAUAUGGAAGACGCAUUCUGAAGAAUUGCCGCAAGAUUGUCGCUAUGCAGAGGACUCUCAUGUCUUCGUCCAUUCAAUUUGGAGAAAUCAUGAACAAUGUGAAACAGUCUGGCAUCUUUGUUCACGAGGGUGGUCAGUUACCUAGUGAUCGUGAUCAGUUGGAUCGUGUAGUUGACAAUGCUGAAGAUGCUGAUGAGUAUGAGCCUUCCAUUUUGGAUGAACCAGCCAAUCAGGGUCAACCUGUAGCUGACUCAAAGGAAAGUGAUCAGGCCGAGGAUCCUCCCGAUGCGUGGGGUCCAGAUAAGAUUCGUGGUAAUCCCGUGGUUCAAGCUGUUGGCGUUUCUAUCAUGGAUGAAAUGACUAACUAUCAUACUGGUUGCAUCAUUCGAACUGGCGGCAAGAAUUUGGGCAGUGUCACUGGACCUGAGUUCAAGCAGGCUCUUCACAAACAUUGGUUGCGGGUGUUUCCUCAACCCAAGUUUAUUCGGUUUGACACUGAGGGUGCCUUUCGGGAUGUUAGCCUGGUUGAAUGGUUGGAAAGCCAAGAUGUUCGUGUUCAGUAUGCUGCAGGUGAAGCCCCUUGGCAGGUUGGCAGACACAGUCGGCACUUAGCCACCUUGAAGGACACGAUGUCAGUUUUGGCCUUGUCUCAAUCUCCCGAUCUGGAGCCAGAUGAGCUACUCAGCUUAGCACUUGGAGCGAAAAAUCGGUUGCAUCAGAUUCAAGGGUAUUCCCCUAAUCAGUGGGCUUUUGGGUCUGAGAGAAACAGUGUUGAGUCAUGGCUUGAAAAGGGAGAUCAUUUGCCUACGCAGAGUUCCCGUCACCAGAGUGUGACCUUUGAACAGAACCUCCAGAGAAUCCAAAGUGCCAAAGAGGCAUUUCUGCGGGCCGACGGCCAAAGACGCAUCCUCCGAGCUGAAAAAGGAAAGGCCCGGAGAGCAGAAGAGUUUGAAGUUGGUCAGCUUGUCUAUUUCUACAGAAAGGGAAGAGGUGGUGCUAGUAACAGGCAUCCAGGUUGGUAUGGUCCUGCUCGCAUUGUUGGCAUUGAAAAACAGGGUGAAGCUAGUGAAAACAUGACACAAGGAUCCAUCAUUUGGAUAGGAAUUGGACGAAGCAACCUGCACGCCAUGGCAUCCUCAAGCUCCCAGCAAGAGCUGAUCCAGAAGCUGAAGACGCGGGUCAAGGCAUCGAAAGCCUCCGCCAAUCUCUCGGAACUGCAGCUGGAGGUGCAGAGGUGCCAGGCCAUGCCUCUGACCGACCUUGGGAAGGAGGUGGUGAUUCAUGGGUGUCAUCGUCACAAGACGGUGCACGAGGUGUACCGCGACCAACUGGACUACGUGGUCUGGCUCAUGCAGAACCAGAAAACGAAUCCAAAAUUCGUGAACAUCGUGGAGUACACCCGGAGGAAGGAGGAUUGGGAGCCCUUCUACCCGGUGGAAGAGAGCCCCCAGGGCUAUGCCGCUCCCAAGACGAAGAGCAAACCAGCAGACCAGUCCAAGAGUUCCGAGACCAUACCUCAUCCCGACGAGGUCGAGAGCGACUGGGACGAGAUGACACCGGACAUGAACGAGAAUGCAGCCAACUCCGAAACCCAACAGAUGUUCAAGGCGAUGAUGGGAGCCUUCAGCGAGCUGAAGCUUCGCAUGGACGACCUGCAUCGAACCAGCGAGGUGCAGCAGAUGAAUCUGCACCAAGGCUUGGGAGCUAUCAACCAGAUCCAAGUCAACCAGGAACAGCAAGACCAUCGUCUGAGAGCCAUCGAACAGCAGAUCCCGAAACCGUGA
Messenger RNA from Cladocopium goreaui, 7665 nucleotides. The record is from the annotation of a GenBank genome assembly. Lineage: Eukaryota; Dinophyceae; Suessiales; Symbiodiniaceae.